Molecule: messenger RNA, 16609 nt
Organism: Dunckerocampus dactyliophorus (ringed pipefish)
Lineage: Eukaryota; Metazoa; Chordata; Actinopteri; Syngnathiformes; Syngnathidae
Product: zinc finger protein 1035
Exons: 5
Coding region: 7770-16055 (2761 amino acids)
Source: RefSeq, a predicted model, not a curated record
AUCUUUGGGUGUCUUCGGCCUGCAGUAACAGGAAGCUGUCUGCUAGCAGAGAAGAGCACAAUUAUUGGGAAUCUCCAUAAAGCCUUCUUUAUUGUUAACAAGUAUCACCAAUGUUUCGAUACUGUAAAAACAGUGAAGUGAACAUGCAACCUGGAAGGACACAUUUUUGGACCAAGUUUGUUGAAAGACUGUAGACUGUGCUUCUAUCCCUCAAUGGAAAUCAGUUGUCACAGUCUGGGACAUUUCACUUAGUCUGAUGCCUUCAGCCCAUGGGCCGUAUCAUUUCAUCAUGGAAAGGCAGAAAACAUUGAGUAGUUUCUCUUCGGCACCAUUCGGUGGAGACGCAUGUACCUUUAUCUGCACAGAGUGCGGUGAUGGGUUCCCUCAUUACACCCAAGUAAUAGCCCACAUGACCAUCCACGGACCUUUGGAAUCGUUUUCCUUUGAUGGCUCAUCCAACGGAUUUGAAGUCCCUCGAGAAUAUGUGCUACAAGAAAAUGGCACAUUGGCAGUUGUAAAUGGCUUUUCAGUGACACAUUCUUCUCCGAAACCAGCAUCUCCUGAAGCUCUGCCACACUUCUCAUAUGCUGCAAAGCCACCGUCUCCAAAACCCCAAAUCGAAAUACAAAGGCCACAGUCCUGCAAUUCACCUGCAAAUAUACCAAGGUCGUUGGACUUGAAUGUUGAAAAGCCUCAGAAGAGCCAUUACCGCUGUGAAAUAUGUAAUAAGUCAUUCAACAGCCUGCAGAGUUUGCGUCGCCACCAACAGUAUAACAACACAGAGGAAGGUUACAAGUGUACUUUGUGCUGCAAGACCUUUGUGGGUAGACUGCAGCUGAAGAUGCAUUUCCAAGGCCAUGCACGGCAACCAUUUCACUGCUGCAGUCAUUGUGGAAAGCGGUUCAUUAAAGUGCAUGCUUUGGUUGCUCAUGAAAAAGAAAGUCAUCUCGUUACCAGUGCUGGUAAUUCAGGCAAUGAAGAAAACAAGUUGAAAAAAACUUACCUAUGUCGGAUGUGCAAGUUACAUUUCUUUUGGAUAUCAGAUUUUCAGACCCACGUACUGUACCACUGCAAAGGUAAAGAGCUUAACACUGCAUUAACAUCUGGUGUUGGAGUGAAUUUAAAAAAUAGGUACAGACCUCUUGAAAACUGCUACAGUAACGGCACAGUUUUUGACAUUGAGAAUGGGAAUGACGACGACGAGAACACUAGCCAGAUUGACAUGUCAUACAGAUAUGGUUUAAGUGGCCAUCCUUUCCAAAAACUAAGAGCACUUAAGGAGCAUCAAUUCACAUGCCAAAAUCUGGAGGAAAUAGAUCAGCUGGAUCAAGAAUCAGUAAAACCUAAACAAAGAAUAAAGCCUAGAUCUAGAUAUAGAAGACCAAGCCCAAAUGGGAAACUGUAUCCUUGCAAACACUGUCAGAGAGUCUUCAAUCAUUCCAGUAGUUUGUCAAGGCACAUGAGAUACCAUAAAGGUACUAUGCAUGUAUGUACACUUUGUGGUAGACGUUUCCCUCAGCGCUGUGAUCUAACGAGUCAUGUAGCUCGCUACCACAAAGAUGUUGAACGAACGGCACAGGAUGGGAAGAAAUCAGCAAAACUAGGCCGGGCCAAUUACAGGUGUCAAGAAUGUGGGAAGACAUUUGGCCUGAUGUAUGUUUACCAGCGACAUUUGACGUAUCACAAAAAAGGUAAUCAAAAGUGUCACUUAUGCCCAGCUAAUUUCAUGGAUGCUUCAGCACUUGAGGUUCACCUUCAGAAUCACCCAAGCGAUGGAACAACACGUGAUCUGGACCAGUCAUCUCAUGUCAGUGGCACAAAUGGGAGUCCUUCCCUGGUCAUGAAGAGUCAUGCAGACAACAUAGUAGAGGAUGACAUGGUUGACCAUAACCCAAAUGACAAUAGUCCUACAGACAGUGUUGAGGAUGAUGACAUGGUUGACCCUACCCCAAAUGACAAUAGUCAUGCAGACAAAUUAGAGGAUGAUGACAUGGUUGUCCGUACCCCAAAUGACAAGAGUCAUGCAGACAAUAUAGAGGAAGAUGGCAUGGUUGUCUGUACCUCAAACAACAAAGAUGGUUCAGAGGUUCUUUAUGAAUGCACUGAGUGCACAGAGACAUUCUCAUGCUUUGAAAUGUUUCUUCAACACCAGACUUCUCAUUUCUCCAAAAAGAAUGGCUAAAUUUGAUGUUUUUGUCUUGUCUUUUCUUGUCGCCAAGAAUUGAGCUCUCAAGAGUUGAGCAGCUUAUUUAGAUAGAUACAGUAGAUGGAUGAUAGAUACUUCAUUAAUCUCUAAGACAAAAUUCACAAGCAAUGCAAACAAUUCAAUAUUGCUAUUGAGUUUUUCAUGAUAGUGAAAUGAUUCUGUACGAUUUUCUGUGGCUGCCUUCUGCUUAUUUUGAACAAAAUAUCACUAAUUGACUGGAUAAAUUACAAACCUUCCAUAGUAUUCCAUAGGCAACCCAUAAUUGUCAUAAUUGUGAAUGUGAUUUUUGAUAUUUCAUUUGUUGUAUCCAUUAAGGUUUAAUUUUUUUUUUAAUAUUUACAUUAAAUUGAUAUAGAUAUUGCUGAAUGUCAGUCACCUUUUUUCCUCCCACUAUGGUCAUGAUUUGACAGUAUGAGACUUCAAAUAACCGUUUGUCCUUUUGUUUUCUUAUAUAAUCACUACCUUGCUUAUUUGCUCAAGGACAGGGCUUUUCACAGUGUGCCACAGUGAGCCCUCCUCAGAGAAUGUAAUGCAAUACAGUUGGUGCGCCCCACUCGCCAGUAAUUUCUGAAGCAUAUUCUGUUGAGUUUGAGUUUUUUCUGCUCACCCUCGACUCUGUUUACCCAAUCAAUGUAGGAACUAUGUAAUUUGCCUUUGACAUAACUGAAGUUAGCUUAGCAGGUUUGAAAAAUAGGUUUUUCUAUAUUUUUUCCAAGGUGUUGUGCCUGUCCUGAAAUUUUCUGGUGCCUCUCAGAGGAGGCCGUGCACUUCGGUAUUUUUUUCCUUUUAUGUUCUUGUGCAUACACAAUUUACUGUUGUAUGCUGGGGCAGCACAAUUAUAACAAUUGAGGGCACCCAUUUACAUUGUGUUCAUUUCAUUAUCAGUGGCAUUGGCAUUUUCUUUUGAAGACGGUCAUAAUAAGGACAUGGCCUUAAAGGUUGUCUGGCACUCCUACAUACUCAUAACAUCUGCCGAGGCCAUGUUUUUGGUUGUGGUGUUAUGUUUUUUGUGAACGUAUUGGCAAGCUAUUAUAAAAACAUUAAGGAAGAACCAAUAAACAUUUGGUGCAGAUCCAGAUAAAAAUGGUGCUCCAAUAUUCUUAUUUAAAUUUGUCAUUGCGAAAAUUCAGACUUAAUGGGGGAUGAAUGACAUUCGUUCGGCAGUUUUUAACUUGGUUUGGAAGGCACAUUACCACCACUUACUAGUGAUACAUUUGUGGUGACUUAUUUACGGCAGAACGUGACUCUUUUAGAUUUUUAUAACCUUAAUACUGUUAUAGUAGCCGCAAUGUUAGAAAUGAACACUUUACCACUGUCAUGAUCCUUUAAUCUACGUUUUCCCAAACUAAGGGUCUGGACCCAAAAUGGGUCAUUGGAUAGUUUUUAUUGGGUUGCCGUUGUUGAAAAGUUAUGUUCAUUAUCAAAAGGGCAGAUUCUUGGCAAGUUACUUUUAGAUUCAUGCUGUAACAAACUGAAGAAUUUGUGACCUCACAUUUGGCAUCAGUAUCUUCAGCCUAAAACAUUAUUUUGAGAUCACAAUCAUGCACACCUGAGUCAAUUGGCGUUACUUUGGGCCAGUAACCAAUGACCAAUAAUGACUCUGUAAUAAUACUUUGGGGUUAACACAAUAUUCUAAUACCAAAGCUUUUAUCAGACUUUCAAUUUCAGACUGCUGAUCAAGCUGAUUGAUGAAUGGGACUGAAGGCCUGCAUAUCAUACUUUGUCCUGAUUCAUGUUUGCCCAUAAUUGCAAUGCUCAGUGGCCUGUACAAGCUUCCUUGCCAUUGCAGCAGAUUCUGGUGUUCUCGCUUCAGAUAAACCGUUUGGAUUUAGUUAGCAAGCAUGGUUCUGUGUUAACUCACCAAAGAACUUUUAAUAUGUGGCGUUACGAUGUGUUUCACCGGCCUUGACGGUGUCUGCUUGGGAAAUGUUGUCUUGAAUAUGUCUGAAUGACUACCUCUGUAACUGCAGAAUAACUACAUGAUUAGGUAACUUUCUUUGGCCUUUCUGCAAGGUGAGCUAAAAAAAAUCAAAUAAAGUGAACAUGCUUUCUGGCUCAAUUUAUGUAGUUUUGAUAUUCCAUUUAUGUUCUGUACAAGAGGUCAAAGUGGCACAGUAAGUCUCCUUUUGAAAGACAUAAAACGGCUGGGGUCCCCACGACUCAAAAAAAAAACGAUUUUCCAGAGUAUAUUUUGUGGAGUUUUCUGCUCACCGCAGACUCUGUUCAGUGCAGGAAUUAAAAAAAUUGCCUUUGAGCAAAACUGAAGUUAACUUUGCAAAAUAUAUGUUCUUUAUUUUUCUCAAGCUGCUGUGCAGCUCCUGACAUUUUCUGGAACUUUCUAGUAUAGGCCAACAAAGAGUCCCUUGAUAGUACAUCAUACUUUGAAAAUCCCUGUCUUAAGUGUUCAUCCUGUUCAGGGAUGCUGUAGUCAAUCCCAGAUGUCUUAGGUUGGGAAGCCAGGUACACUUUGGGCUGAUAGCCACUCAAAGGGUUUUUAAAUAUUUUCCCAAUAUUUUGAUUGAUGCAACAGAUUCUGGUCCAUCUCCUCCCAGUGAUACUUGUGUAUCACAUCAGUGAUAGAAGUAUGUGCCCCAGUCAAUGGGAGGUCAACUCUUCCAAGUACAUACUUGUCCUAUAUGUAACUCAAAUCUGGUUGAAUGUUAAAUGAUUUUACAGAUAUUUUGAAUUGUGAUGCAUUAUAUAUAGUUUACAGCCCUUGGUAGUGUAGUUACCAGGGACACCAUCAGGACUUCUGGGUAGGGGUGUCCUGAUACAUGUUUUUCACUUCUGAUACAAUUGAAGUGAUACUGAUAUUGCAACCUUGAAUAUCGGCCAAUAUCGAUCCGAUAUCAGCACGAAUCACACAUACUUUUAUUACUUACUUUGUGGUGUGGAUUGUUAGAAAAGGCUUGAUCAAGUGAUAUUAAUCAAACAGAACAAUAGUCAGCAACAUUAGGUAUGAGAAACACAGACCCAUUUACUUUAAGGAUCUGGGGUAUAGUUUUAUCGACAAUGCAGUGGAGUCUAGGGAUAAUAUCGCUAAGCAAGGUUCUAGGUCCUCAAUUAAGCAUUUAAACCUGACGUUACCACCGACGCGGCGCCUAUUGUCAGUUAUAAUUAAUGAUGUUUCCCAUGUCAUGCUGCUUCAAAUGCAUGAUGAGGUUGGUCGUAUCUGUGACACCACGGGAAACUUUGUGCAUGACAAGUUUUGCAGUCAGCUGCAACGUCUUUUUCAGACUUACUGCCACUUACUGCCACAUGGCCGACAUAACUUCUACUCCUUGCUACUUUGUUAGCACACGCUAUUAUGAUCACAUGGGCUCUAUCCGGCUGCUGCUGGAUAGACGUGCUGGGGCGGAGUCUGGAAUUGACUGCUUGUAUCGCAGUGCCAAUAUCAGAGAUUUUAGAUGCAGGCCGAUGUGAUCCGAUAGUUCUUCCUUUUUGGUGCUAUUGGAUCGGGACACCCUACUUCUGGGCCCUGUAGGCAAUUCCCAUUGCUGACUUACAUGGCCGGUACAGGCUUGAUUCCUGGUCAGUGUCCCAUUCACAAUGCCCUGUCAUUUCAUUGCCAGGGUGUAGUACAGCUUUUGCCCUUAUCAAUGAAAUUGGCUCCAGCUUUCUCUUCAGUCCUGAACGAUAAGGAAAAUGGAUGACAGAAUGUGUGGUUUAUACACGACAUGAUUGAGUCAGCAAGCUUUGUGCCAUCAGUACACUGGAGAUACUAAUGGUUCUUAUAAUUUAAGGAUGAAGUAAGCGCUACUAGUGGUGUUUUUCUUUGAAAAAUGGUGGGACACCAACCACAAAAAACGGCAUUUCAGCACCCUAAGGCCGUACUUUUAUUUUCUCUUGCCACGGAAACUAGGAAGCGUCAUUCAUUCCAAACCCAACUGAAAUAAAGGUUUGGCUAGCAAAGGACAAUCUACAAUAUUCUUUUUCCUGGUUACUGGUUAAGGAAUCAGUAAGAACACUGGCUAGUUAAGCUUAUGUGACACCUUUAUUUAAACAUUUCAUCAAUACUUCAAGUAUUACUGUACCUUGCUGUAUAUUUUUGCAGAGAAGCAGACAAGACAUAUGCAGGCAUGCAGUAACAGCUGUGGCGGUCCCCUGAGGUGUGAGGGUUGACAGUUCCUCAGGAUGCAGACUCCAACAACUAGUAGCAAUUGAACGUGUCUGCAAUGGGCCUCCAACCGCGACCUUUCGGUUCCAAACUCAUGGCCAGUGCUUCCAGCUCCCCCAAAACAAAAGAUCUUUUUUCACCACUGCGAUCUACUGAGUGACCUAGUGGGAGGGGGGUAUCACUACCACACUAUCACCUAAUGAAAAACAGCCCCCUGGUGCAGCAUACCUUACCUCGGCAACUCGGUUAUGUCACCACUUCCCUCGCCUCCUUUCAGCUCCCACACACACGCACCUCACGAGCUGUUGCAACAGAGAAGCCUCGCAUCUUGGAGGUUUUGUCUGCCAAUUCUACAAAUACUGGUCUUCAAUAUAUAAAUACUGGUACAAACGAAGUACCAGCUCUACUUUCUGAAAGGCAGGUAAACAGAUGGUACAGACACACUAAAUAAAGGUAAAAAUAUAGCAAUGUGAAAAAUUACAAGUAUUUCUCAAAUAAAGAAACUACAAUUUCUGAUGAAUGCAAGUCUUUAUAUACAAAUAUAAACUUCCAGAAGAAAAUUUUGUUCAGUUACUAUUUCACCACUAGGGUCCGGUCCCUAAGGAAACUCCUUGGUCUCAAACACUGCAGCCAUUUUGUAGUAGUAGUCUUUGCUGACAAAAUGGUAGUCAGUACUGAUUUAACCCUUUGGGGACCAACCAUGGCACAGAGUCCUGAGCAGGAACAGCCUCACCAGCAGUGAUACUGCUCAUGAAAUACCAACACUGAAGUAUGGAACUAGACUAUGGGAGCACAUUAACCUCAAUGAUGACUUUACCCUGCAGCGCAGAGCCCGUGAAACACACACACAGCAGCAGAACACCAGGGAGGUAGGACCGACUGCAACUGCAAGGAGCCACUCAUGGCUGCUCCGACCGGAAGCAGUCGAGCAUGAUCCGCUUCAGGCUCAGGCAGUGCCAGCCAUAGAGCAAAGGGGGGCGGGAUCUUAGCGGGUCUCUGCACCUUGUCAUUGGUUCGAAAGCAAACGAAUUGCGGGACAUUGUCUGAAAAUCGCAAAAGGAGAAAAUGGAGGCUGGUGGUGGCGUUGAAGCGCGGAGAUUCGCGCCAAGGCCAGGCUAGUCCUCUUGUCGAGAACAGCAUCCAGAGGACUUCUACCACCACCGUCUGCUCGCGGUUUUGCCGAUAACUCAGAAGCCAACAUCAACAAGGAAAAACGGCGGAGAGGACGACCGGAGUGAUUAUUACCUUGCAAGGCAACAAAGCACUCGAGAGGACGACGGAGCGCCUGGACGGGAGCCAGGAUUGAUUGAUUGUUCCGGAAUUAGAGACCCACAAGCAUUUCGACACAGAUUCCCUUUCAGAUGUCACCCAUGUCCUGAAGAGUCCUAUUCUUUCUCCACUUAAGAGGGGAAUACACACACACAAUCCCUAAAUCAUUGGGGAAUAAUGGCUCAUGAGUGGGACUCGUAUUUUCAAAACUUUACCCCGCUGUCGUCAGAUCCAAAGACUUUGAGGACAUCUGAACCAGAAGAAAGUCUUCCACAUCAUAUAGAGAACUUCAUUGGACAGCAUGAGUUCUCCAACUCUACAGCUUCACACGCUACUCCUGUAUCACAGCCAACGUUUGAUACAAACUAUUACUCAAAUUCCAAUAUUGAAAAUUCCAGUUCCGACUGUGUUUACGAAACCUUUUUUAACGAAGCCCCUUGGCAAGCAGAUGAAGAACACACGUCAAAGGACCCCUCGUUGAAAGGUGGAGAUACUGAUGUUCCAGGUACUACAAAUGGAUUAUCUUCACCUGGACAUUUGCCGUCAUCCUAUUCAACUGAAUUACAAGGACUUAAGCAAAACUGUGAACUUAUAGCUACAUCCCUUCUUGAGGACUAUUCAGAUGUCAGUAGUUGCUCAGACACAGAGGUCAGUGAAACUGGGCCUUCAUGUAACUUUAUUACAACUACUCCAAUUCAGCAGCCUGAAACUGAUUCUACUACACAACAAAGUCCAUCAGAAUGGCUUUUCACUCACACUGAAAAUGAGAAAUUUGCAAAUGAGAAUAAUGCAAUGGGCCCAGAUUCAUCAAAACUGACGGUGGGGGAAAACAUGGGCGAAUGCAUACAAGAGACGCACAAAAAAAAUGUUAGUUGGAAUGUAGGACAUGAACAGCUCUGCUCAGGUUUUUCAACCAGAGUGAGUGUGACACAUAAAGACGCUACUAACAAAUGGGGAGCUAAAAUUCAAGAACAAAAGAAAAAUCCGGCUCAAGAUCAAAUCGAAGGACACUACUCAGACAUUUCAGCAAGUGACAGUGAAAACUUGACUGGCAUAGAGGAUCACCCAGAUGAUACGAAAGAGCGGAUGACUCCACCUGCAUAUACAAAAAUCUUAUUUGCAAACAUGGAAGAGCAUGUGGAUGGCAUAGUGCGAAGAACCAAGGAAACAUGCCUACUGGAAAAUGAGUGCUCUGACACCCAAAAUACUAUUGAUCAGCAAAAAAUAAAUAUCACUCACGUUGAAAAGGCCAUGAAUGACAUCCUACCACGGGAGAACAAAGAGUCUGAUUCACUGGGUGACAAUCCUGCCAUUGAUCAGCAAAAUGUAUAUAUGACACAUCAUGACCAGCCAAGGAGUGAUGUCCUCCACACUGAAGACAAAGAAUCUGAUUCAUUGGUUGAAGAUGCAAGUGCCAUUGAUCAGCAAAAAGAAAAUGUCAUACUUACUGACCAGGCAAUGAUUGAUGUCCAACAAAAACAAUUAAAGUCACUUUGUGCAGAAACAUUAAUUAUACAGAAAAAACCUUCUUCCAGUGUUCAAAAUAAAAACUUGGAAAUGGACAACCUGCUGUCAGAGCUGGAGACAGAUUGUCAGGAUAAUAAAAUGCAGCCCAACAGUCCUCAAAUCUCACAUCAACUUGGGUCAGACUCCACGAUUAUGCUGGAGAGCAACAGUCAAGAUGUUGGUUCCUGUUUAAAGUCAUCUAAGAAUCAGUUUUCUAAAACGGGAGUUCAGGACAAUAUUUGGAGCGUUGACCAGCCAAUUGCCGAUGGUCAUUUGAACGAUACCAGUGACAAGCAAAGUUUUUGUAGUAACUCAGAUCUGUCUGUCAAAUCCAAUAAUAAGUCAAGCACAUACAUCUGUCCACAACAACCAUUCUCAAGUGCAGCCACAAGCCUUUCUGUCAAAGAGGAAAUCAUGCGUGUCCAAGAGGAGAUGGAAACAGUAUCCUCUAAAGCUGUUGCUAGUGACUGUUCUAAAUUGGAUAUAGGCGAUGACAAGCCUGGUAUCCUAAACCAUUUAGAAUUCUGCUCACAGAAAGCUGACUUAAACCAUGUCUAUUUCUGCCUGGAUAAGAAUUCAGGAAGCUCAGAUGAAAACUCUUCUUCAUAUCCGCAAAGUGAUGAAAAUCCAGUGCCCACAGAACAACAAACGCUGGCAGGAUGUGCAUCAUUCGAAGGGAUGGACACAUCCAAGGGAGGUGAGCUAUAUGGGGAACCUCUGUCAAGAGAAGAUUCAAGUAACAUUGACUCAACAAAGCUUGAGGAAGAACCAUGUAUUGUCAGACCUAACAAUAACAGCAUGGGUGAGUCAGAAGAACAAGGUACUGUAAAAUCCUCUUUACAAAUGAGAAAAUCCCUGCAGCCUGUUGUAAUUAUUAAGAAGAUUGAGUCUGCCAAUGCAAAGAGUAAUUUGUAUCAUUGUCACAUUUGCCAACAUGAAACCCGCAGUGUUGAUCAUUUAAUUGAGCAUCACCAUUGUCAACAUUCAAUGCAGAACUUCCAAUUUUUCAGGAUAGACAAUCGACACCUGAUGAUGAGUAAUAAAUCAGACAAACAUUUGGGCAAGGUAACCAAACAACCUAAACAUGCUUCUCAUUUACCAAAAAGGAAAGGGCGUUAUUUUUGCAGCAUUUGCAACUUCACAUUUUCACAAAUAAUUCCUUAUGCGAAGCACAUGCGGCGUCACACUGGUGGAACGCCUUAUAAAUGUAAUGAAUGUGGCAUGUAUUUUUCGCAUAAUACUUGCUUGGUAAGACACAAGACUGUACCUGGUAGAUGCAAGUCUGCCAAACCAGUGACUCCAGAUUUAAAACCCAGUGACCUUGAAGUUAUCAAUUCAGAAAAACAUGACGCUACAUCACCACCACUACAAGUCGUGAUGCAGAGGACACCACAUGAAAAUCUGCUUGACUGUUGCGUGAGAUUGGUUGACGUAUCCAAAGGUCAUGUCUGUGUCCAUUGUGGCAAAAUAUUCUCAACUUCACAGAAAGCCAAAAGGCAUGCUUACAGGGUACACAAAGGAAAGAGUUCAGCUCUGAGGCAAGCUGAUAGUACCACGAAACCCACUAAACAAACCAAUGAGAAUCCUACAGAUACACACAGUGAGAAGCCCACAAAAACAUCCCAUUCCAAAACUGAAACAAAAAAUGGUAAUUAUAAAUGUCCUCUUUGUCCACGGCUUUUCAUGUAUUCCUCCAACAGAACACGACAUUUACGUGAUUGUGUCAGACUGGCUGUUUGUAAUAGUAAGGGAAAGGUUGGUGAUCGAUACAGAUGUCCGCUGUGUUAUGCUACAUUCUCUGUGGCAGGCAACAGAUACAGACAUAUAAAAGCCUCUUGCCUCAGACAGUAUCUUAUUCAUUUAUCCAACAAGGAAAUGAAAAAGUCAAAGGAAAAUAAGAAGGAAAAAAUAUCAAUGGAAAACAAACACAGUAAGCAGGAACUGACUGACUCAAAAGUGACAACAAAAGCUGAAUACUCUUACAACUGUAACCUCUGUCCAGCAAUUUUCCAGCAAGCAUCUGGACUCUACAAACAUAUGAAGAGGCAUGAGUCCAGAAUCACUGGCAAAAUGAUCAAGUACAAGACCUCAGUUUUGUCCACAAAGUCAAAGCUAACUCCUCCCAGCAUGCCUACCACUGAGGAGGGCAAAAGUGAGAAUAGUGUAAAAUCAGAAGACGAAAUUGUUGCUCUUUCACUGAGCUGUCGGUUUUGUGAAAAAAAGUUUGACACAUCACAGUCAUUGAAGAAACAUGAGGGCUCCCACAGAGGGGAAAGACCAUACCGCUGUCUGCAGUGUGCAAGAGGAUUCAAGAAACGUGUCCACCUAUUGGGUCACAAAAUUGUCCAUCGGACGAUGCAGUGCACACUUUGCAAAAAGAUUCUUCCAAAUGCCAGGCAUUUUGUCCAGCAUGUCAACUUGUAUCAUAAAGGAGAAAGGCUCCCAUGUGCAGACUGUCAAGAGCAGUUUCAGAAUCCUGCAGAACUCCUGAGACAUCAAAAAUUACACAAAAAUGCAAAAGACAAAGCACAUCUUUUGAACGAGAAACCACUGCAGCCCUUGGAAUUUCAACAAGAACCACAGGGUCUACAGUGUUCCCUUUGCAAAAAAGAAUUUGAUAAUGUCCAUGUACUCAGGAAACACUGUCUUACACACAUAUCUUCAUCUAAAUGUCCUUUUUGCAAUAAACAAUUUAUUGCCCGCCGAUAUUUGUUAACCCACAUGGACGAACAUACAGGCGAGAAACCUUACGCCUGUACAGGCUGUGGAAAACGUUUCAUUCGAGAAGUGUGCCUGAAAAAUCACAGUGGAAACUGUGCACCAACUCUCGAACCCACGCCCAACUUGAAAACUCACAGUUGGAACUGUGCACCGACUCUCAAACCCACGGCCAACUUGAAAACUCACAGUGAAGAGUUUACUCUCUCUCUCAAACCCUUACCUAACCUAAUCAGGAGUAAACAUCAAUGUACCAUUUGCUCCCGAUUAUUUUGUAAGAAAAUACGCCUGUUGGCUCAUUACAAGGCCCACAAGGCGAAUACACUGCGUCAUUGCUCAAAUUGUGGAAUGUACUUUGGAGCGAAUAAAUAUGGUGAGCAUAAGACAAAUUGUGGGCAGAUUUCAGAAGUCAAUGCCUACCCAAGCACCCCAAAGAAAAGCCUCAACGCUAAUAAAAAUACAACCCACUCCACUACAUCAAGGAUGUUUCCAUUUAGGUGUCCUUACUGUACACGGAGGUUUAGGUUCAGAUCCGUACUCUUUAAACAUAGUGUGGCACAUACUGGUGUUCAGCCGUAUCCAUGUACGCAUUGCGGCAAACGAUUUUCAUCAAUGUCAUUGCAGUUGCAACAUGAAGAACACUGUAAUCAUGCUUUCAAUGAAGAAGAGUCAACAGCCAAAAGUACUACAACAAAUUUCUCAAAAAUUCCCAUUUACCAGGAGGAAGCACAGCAAUCACUAGUAAAAGCUGGCGAUGAGUUGAAAUGCAAAUUCUGCACAAAGACAUUUGUUAAGCCACGGAGCCUGCGGCGUCACAUUUUGACACACAAUGAGGUAAAUCCCUAUCGAUGUAAAGCCUGUGACAGCUGCUUUUCAAGGUAUGAUUAUCUGAAAGUACACCAGGCUCAUUGUAAAGGGAAACGAUUACGGCUGGCAGUCUGCAUUCCCAAAAUCAGCUUAGAUGAUGUUGGCAAGGGUUGGAAAAACAGGUAUCUUGGUGAACCUGAGGCAAAACAGGACACAUUUGACUGUGAAGUCUGUUCAAAGAACUUUCCAACUCAGUCUAAACUCUCCCGCCAUGUCACAAUGUUCCAUACUGUGAAAUUAUUCAAGUGUACACGUUGUGAUGCAGGGUUUUCUCAUGAAAAAACUCUAAAAAGCCAUAGGAAGAUGAAAAGGUGCAGGAAAGUCUCCAAGGAAACAAACACUUCACCACAGGAAUCUCCAGCAGCAGAAAAUGUCAUCAAGCCACUCCAAGAGGGUAGACUUCAGAAACGAAUCCAGCCUUAUUAUAACAAGAAGCAAAAAUACCCUUGCAGUUACUGCCCUCGUGCUUUUGAAACCAAUGCAAAGCUGAGUGUCCACAUCCGACUGCACACGGGAGAGAAGCCGUUUGCUUGUGAUUGUGGCCAGCGAUUCAUCAGGCGGGACUAUUUGCAGCGUCAUCUUCCAAAAUGCACCAUGAAACAGGAAAACCCAAAAGAACGUGUGGAUCCUAAAAAAGAUUGCACUGCAACAUCCAGCUUGUCACUGUCAGCAGUUGGACAGAACCAGGAAACAACCGGUCAAAGCCUGAAUGGCUUUUCUUGCGCAUACUGCAGUUCACGGUUUUCUUUGUUUUCGCAGCUUCAAGAGCAUUUUUUGAGUUCACACCAACUGGAAACAAUGACUCCAACGGUGUCACCUGCUCCUCUUCAACAUCACCUUUCAAAGUUGCCAAACAUUGAUGAAGAUGUAUUGGAUAAUAAGCCCAGCGAAGGCAUAAAUUUGACAUGUAAACUGGAUACAGCAAUUGUUGGCGAUUUAUCUGAAUCACUGGUUUGCCCUGUGUGCAAUAUGUCCUUUGAAAAUAAAGCUGGUCUCAAAGGUCAUUCACGUGUACAUUCAAAGGAGAGCCUUUUUAAAUGUAAAACAUGCAAGAAAGGUUUUUGGAAUAAAAAUCUACUCCGGAACCACAAUAGGAAAUGCAGACAAGGACAUGGUGAUGCAACAGUUAUGGAAACCCCUCUAAAAGCGGACCUUGAUCUGGAAGUGUCUGACUCAAUUCUAGUGUUCAAAGACAAUUCCAAAACAACAGGGACCGGAGUUUUACAGACCAAUUUCUCCUGCAAAAGUGACUACCAAAACCCAGAUAAAGUUCCAGCGCAAAGCAGUGAAAACAGUGAGAAGAAAGUGGUUCAGUACCAAUGUUCAGAGUGUGAUUUGAGCUUCACUGAUGGCUUGAUGCUCAUCAGUCACCUUGAGGACCACGGAAGACAGGAGCAAGCAAAAAAGCUCAAUACCUGCACAAAGUGUGGGCAGAUUUGUUCAAGCCAAGCAGUUCUUGAAAAACACAUGAGGCUGCAUGGUCAACGUAAGGAAUUCUCCUGUUCUAACUGUCCCAAGUCAUUUUUCACUUCAUCUGAAUUGGAAAUCCAUAAAACAUUCCAUGACCCAUUAAGACCAUUCGCCUGCAAACUGUGUGGUCAACGGUUUUGGUCAAAACAGUCUCUUUUCUACCAUUACAGUGAAGACCAUCCCAAAAAUACAUUUUCUUGUCAGUUCUGCGAAAAGGUGUAUUCUACCAAAAAGACUCUACAAAAACACUACAGAAAGUGGCAUCUCAAAGAGCAAAAUGUCCUUCAGAACGCAGAGAGCAGCAGUCAAGCCAGUCUAACAGGUGGAAGUGACGAGGACGGAAGUAAUAGUGGGGACAGUGACUCUGACUCUGCACCAUACUUCCCUUGCCACGUAUGUGGUAAGACAUUCCCAACAUCGGAAAAUCUGGAGGAUCAUCAAAAAUGUCAUCUUGGUGAAAAACCUCACGAGUGUGCAGAAUGUGGCAAAUGCUUUUUCCAGGCGUCCCAGUUGGAGCAGCAUAAACGAAUGCAUAAGUCUGAAUUGCAGUGUCAGGUGUGCGGGAGAGGUUUUGUGUCAAACUUCGCACUGCGGAAACACAAACAUAGUCAUGGCAAGAGCCGUCCUCAUCGUUGCCCCAAGUGUCAGCUCAGCUUCGCUGGACCCUCACAGCUAGCAGAACAUAUGUCCACCCAUCGGGAAGAGAACUUUCCAUGUGACAUAUGCAAUCAAGUGUUCCUCUCCAAAAGCAGUAGAGCUGAGCACAGGAAAACACACUCUCUGUCGAAUGACCAUCCAUCGCCUUCGCCUACUUCACAGCAACGUAAAAGGCCUUCUCCUUCUGAUAGUUCACAGGAACAACUCACAAAACUGAAAUACCGCUGCGGGAUAUGUAAUGAGCGCUUCAAAGGCCCAGAGGAUCUCUCGGAGCAUGGAUGCAAGAUAAGCAAGGAGCGGCCAUAUUCAUGUUCAGAUUGUGAUAAACAUUUUCUGCACGCAUCUCACCUGAAACAGCACAGGGUUGUCCAUCAACAGUCUGAUCGUGAAUAUUUAUGCAAUCAUUGCAAUACCACUUACUCUUCCCUUGAGUACUUCCUCAGCCAUCUGAAGACCCAUGAAAAUGAGCAUACUGUAACAGACAACAACAUAUCUCAUGUGCCCAUUACCUUGAACUGCAAAAUGUGCAAAAUGACCUUUGCCUCCAAAAGUAAUCUUGAUGAACAUGAGCAAUGCCAUUGUGCAUCCACUACAAAUUUUGAAUGCACGCCGUGUGGCCAGAGAUUUUUGGAGCGUGAUGCUUUCCAGCAACAUCUCUGUUCCCAUCAAGUGCAAGAAACUGAGGAGAGUGAACAUAAAUCAACCUCAGAAACUAGCCAUCAGGUAGCUGUACAAGAGGAGGAAGUUGAUGUCACUGGUGAAGAAUUAUACUACUGUCCAGUUUGCUCGAUGCAAUUCUCUUCACAAAGCACGCUCUUGGAGCAUCAGAACGCUAGACACAACAAAGGGCGCCAAAUUAAGAAGCCAUUCAAAUGCACAUAUUGUGAAAAGACCUUUGCCUGGAGGCAUUCCCUGAGAAAUCAUGUGCGGAAGGUGCACAUGAAGCCUCCUCCCGAAAACACAACAUCACCGGCAAAAGACAAGCUGAAAUGUUCCCAGUGCAGUUAUGAGUUCAACACACCCCAAGAAUUGUCAUUGCAUAUGAGAAUGCAUGCUGAAAUAGAAGUAGGGAAGUACCGCUGCGAUAUGUGCUACAAGUCAUUUUCAUCCACUGUUCAGCUUGAUCUGCAUCAAGAAAGUCAUGUCGGGCAAAUUGUGUAUGAAUGCACAGAAUGUGACAAAGCCUUUGCUUUUCCUCACUUACUGGAGGAACAUCAACUGACACAUAUGCCCUCAAAACAAUAGCAAAUACAUGAUCUUUUUUUUUCCCAAAAACUGAAUCACAUGUACAUAGACCUCCACACAAGUUAGAUCCGAUUUGGGUCGAUCCCUGUUGAUUUUGUAAAUAUAAAUAUUGGACUUUGUACCAAAUACACAGGCCACAAAUGUUUUUGAUUGUAUUUGUUCAUAUGCAUCAUUUUUUGUACAACAUUUUUGAAAUGUAAAAUUGUAUAUAAUGACUAUAUCUUGGAUCAAGCUUUAUUUUCCAGACUUUAGAAGUUGUUUUUAGUCUGUUCUGUUUGCUGUUUUUGACUGUUAUGACUGGUCAUUUUUGUUAAAAUCUUGUGAAUUUAGUUCUUAUUUUUGUUAAAAUUGAGACAUUUGAAAUAAUGUUACAACUGAAUAUUGUUCGUUCAAUAACUUCAAGGUUCAAUUUUUUUUUAAUACAUUUCGUUGAAUCCACUGGAAAAGCCACUCGUGUUUUUUGUUUUUACCUUUUGGAGGGGAAAAAAAUAAUGUGGGUUUGUCAUGUUUCAUUUGAUUAAAUAUUAAAAUUCACACUUUACUUUGUCUUUGAA